AUGUUCCGUGCUGCGGCAUACAGAGUAUUAACUUUUACAGCUAGACCGCCCACGACAUCGACGAAACUUUACUACUCGACCUCGCUCUCACAGAUGGGAGCUCCGGAGGCAGGGUACAUCGAAUCUCUGAGGCAGAAACUGCAAGAGGUGACUCCAACGAGGUUCUAUUUCAAACAGGGCACGAUCAAGAUACUCUAUGCGCCAGAUGGGUUUUACAAGACACUGCUGAGCAAGAUCUCCAGCGCGAAGAGAAGGGUCUUCAUAGCGUCUUUGUACUUGGGCAAGACUGAAACAGAAUUGGUCGACUGCGUUUCCGAUGCGUUGUCUCGGAACCCAGAUUUAAAGGUUUAUUUCCUUCUGGACGGGUUGCGAGGCACGAGGGAGUACCCUCGGACGAGUUCUGCGACUCUACUAAGCACUCUCGUGGAGAAGUUUGGGGACGAGAGGGUGGAUUGCAGGUUUUACAGGACACCCGUGUUCCGCGGGUGGAAGAAGACCGUGAUCCCACGACGAUUCAAUGAGGGGUUGGGAUUGCAACAUAUGAAGAUAUAUGGUGUGGACGACGAGGUCAUCCUAUCCGGUGCGAACCUGUCGAACGACUAUUUCUCAGACAGGCAGGACAGGUAUUACAUAUUCCAAAACGGCGCGUUUGCGGAUUACCAGUUCCAACUGCACCGCACGGUAUCGUCGCUGUCCUAUCGAUUGAAGGCGAGGCGGGACCUGGAGGAGAAGUUCGAACUGGUUUGGCCCGCAUCGAACAAGGCGGUCGAGCCGCAACUGAACAAGUCCAAGUUUCUGCAGACAUCUUCUGAGAGACUGGACAAGUUCCUGCACACGACAACGCCCUCGGAGACGCGACACCACGAUAAGAAUGAGCUGUACCCUACGGUAGUGUACCCAAUAUCACAGUUCACGCCGUUGUUCCGGAGAAACCACGACAGAUCGACGGAACUCCCCAGCGUGGUCUCGAUGCUGUCUAUGGUGGACGAACCGGGGACGAAGAUCGACUGGACUUUCACCGCAGGGUACUUCAACAUGUUGCCCUCGAUCAAGCACCGUCUUCUGAACUCGCAGUCGUCGCACGGCACGGUGAUCACCGCGUCGCCGUACGCUAACGGGUUCUACCGGUCGAAGGGUGUGUCUCGACACCUGCCGGAUGCGUACCUACACCUGGCGCACAAGUUUGUGAGGAGUGUGGAACGACGGGGCAAGUCCGACAGCAUUGCGCUGAUGGAGUGGCGGCGGGGCACCGCGAACGAGCCUGGCGGGUGGUCCUACCAUGCGAAGGGCAUCUGGCUUGCUGGGGUCGGGGCCAAGCCCCACACCUGCACCCCCUUUGCAACGAUCAUUGGUUCCUCAAACUACACGAAGCGGGCAUACUCUCUGGACUUGGAAUCCGAUGCUAUUGUAGUGACGACAGACCCGGAGUUGAGGCGGGAGAUGCAGGGCGAGGUGCAGCACUUGUUAGAGGACACAAAGCGCGUGACACUGGACGACUUUAACAGGGAUUCGGACCGAUACGUCAGUGCUGGCGUCAAACUUGCGACGUCGAUCCUGGGGAAACGUCUGUGA
Huiozyma naganishii CBS 8797 is the source of this 1572-nucleotide messenger RNA. It is a transcript of the gene PGS1, whose product is annotated as CDP-diacylglycerol--glycerol-3-phosphate 3-phosphatidyltransferase. The transcript has a single exon. The coding region runs from base 1 to 1572 and encodes 523 amino acids. Gene Ontology annotation, molecular function: CDP-diacylglycerol-glycerol-3-phosphate 3-phosphatidyltransferase activity. Lineage: Eukaryota; Fungi; Ascomycota; Saccharomycetes; Saccharomycetales; Saccharomycetaceae. Gene Ontology annotation, cellular component: mitochondrion. Gene Ontology annotation, biological process: cardiolipin biosynthetic process. The record is from RefSeq and is a predicted model, not a curated record.